CCACUCCAGGAUUAUAUAGUAUUCGUGAUUCUCAGCAGAUGGUGUGGGUCCUGGAGGGAAGCUCUUUAAUUGCAGUUCCUUCUAGCAGCAAUGUCAAACCUGUCGUCAUUUCCUCACUACCAUGCACAGACGCAAACGUCCCUGUUGAAGGAAAAGGCAGCCUGAUAUACUUGGGAAUCAUGGACAUAGACCUCUGUUUGUUCUGUGCAGAAAUUGAGGGCCAGCCUACUUUGCAGCUUAAGGAUAAAAAGAUAAUGGACCUGUACAGGGAGAAUGAAGCGCAGCUGCCCUUUCUCUUUCUGCACAGCAUAGAGGGCUCCACCUCCACCUUCCAGUCGGUCGCCUACCCCAGCUGGUUCAUAGCCACUUCCUCUGAGGCGGGACAGCCUGUCAUCCUCACCAAGGAGAGGGGCAAAACUUACAACACCAACUUCUUUUUCAGUUCUUGGACGGGAUUUCAGUAAAUCCCACCUGGGUCUGGGGUGGCCAAUUCAGAGACAGAGGGUCAAGAAGUCAGAGAACUUUCUAGGUCAUUGUAAGAGACUACGGAGCACUGAUGCCCACCUCACGCUCAGCACCCAAACCGCCUCCUCCAGGCACACACUGGCACACCACGCCCGACGCUGGAGCGUCACCCCAGUAAGGAACCUGAGAGUCACUUCUCAUUCUUGCCUGAUCUUGCCCCACCAUCCACGCAGCGGCCAAGUCCAGUUAAGUUGACAUCUCAAAUGCUCCUCCUGACAACCCGUGGCCCAGAGAUGAUAUUUCAUG
This is a messenger RNA of Phyllostomus discolor (pale spear-nosed bat), 771 nucleotides long. RefSeq names its product interleukin 36 beta (gene IL36B). Gene Ontology annotation, biological process: cytokine-mediated signaling pathway; positive regulation of T cell differentiation; cellular response to lipopolysaccharide. Lineage: Eukaryota; Metazoa; Chordata; Mammalia; Chiroptera; Phyllostomidae. The record is from RefSeq and is a predicted model, not a curated record. Gene Ontology annotation, molecular function: cytokine activity; interleukin-1 receptor binding. The transcript has 3 exons. Bases 39 to 464 code for a protein of 141 amino acids.